Lates calcarifer (barramundi perch) is the source of this 3130-nucleotide messenger RNA. It is a transcript of the gene ramp1, whose product is annotated as receptor activity modifying protein 1. The coding region runs from base 928 to 1377 and encodes 149 amino acids. Gene Ontology annotation, molecular function: coreceptor activity. The transcript is spliced from 3 exons. Gene Ontology annotation, cellular component: cell surface; signaling receptor complex; membrane. NCBI's taxonomy places the organism in Eukaryota, Metazoa, Chordata, Actinopteri, Centropomidae. The record is from RefSeq and is a predicted model, not a curated record. Gene Ontology annotation, biological process: protein localization to plasma membrane; calcium ion transport; intracellular protein transport.
UCCUUUUACUAGACUCAUCGGUGUGAACUCCCACUGUAAAGCUCCUCGUGACCACUAGAUGGCGGUAUCGUAAAACUGUGAGCCCUCCAACCGUGAAUCAGAGCACAAGUCCACGCGCUGUACCCACACUGCACCUGUCUUCACAUCAAUACCGCAGGUGGAUUCCACUACUUUGAGUUAUAUUAAGCUGUUCAGCCUCAGCAUCAUGUAGAUUGGAGAAAUUGUGUCUCUGUGCACUGUCUAUGCUUCAUCUCCCAUGGUAACAUUAAAAAUAUUAAUAAGAGAAACAAUCUGCAGUUUGAAGUUUGGCUGCUUUGGUCGCUGGUAUGUGUCGGAUUAACCAAUGGAAAAGUACCGAAGGCUACGGAAUUCAGUGCCUCCUCCCUCCUCCAAAUCACCCUCGCUUCCCCUCCCCACCGCUCCCCCCACCGUGGCGUCCUCCCCGAGAGAGACGGUGAGCCCCAUUAUAGUCUCAAAGCUCCGCGGGUCCCGGGCUGGUGCGUCCCGUUGCGCACAGCACGCCAACACAGCACACUUCACCAAAGCGCGCUCCGGAUUCCUCCAGAACCUCAGGACGGCUGGUUCGGAAAGAUAUCUCCAACUUUAACGACUCAACAUGUUUGGAUAACGUGGGGUCGGUGACAGGAAGACUUUGGGGAGUUGAGCAACAGCAGGAACAAGGACGGGUCUUGCCCCCCCCCCCCCCUUCCCUCCUCCACCCCGAGCAGUUUUGCGCAAGGUGAUACAGCAGAGGAUUGUGCUGUGGCUGAUUGAUCGGACGGGUGUAUUACAUGGAUUUCUUCAGCAGCCGGCUCUUGUGGUGUUACUUAUCACACUUUGAGCUCUAGGAAGUUGCCCCCCCCCCCCCCCCUUCUCUUCAACAUCCCUCCCAAACUUCAGCCAGUGGAUCAUUUUGAGAGCGGCAGGAUGGGAUCGCAGACCGGGGCAGCUCUGCACAAACAGACGCUUCUGUGGUUCAUUGUAGUAUCUCAAUGUGCUUCAGCACUGGGAUGCGGACCCCACUACGAAUACGCCAUUGAGGAGUUCUGCCUGGCCAAAUUCAGACUGGACAUGCAAGAGCUGGAUCAGGGACACUGGUGCAACUGGGAGGACACCGUCGAGCUCUACGGUGACCUGACCAACUGCACGUACCUGGUGGCGCUGAAGAUGGAGUGCUUCUGGCCGAACAGGCUGGUGGACGAGUUCUUCAUCCGAGUGCACAAGCAGUACUUCCACGACUGCUCGCUGUCUGGACGGCUUCUCAGGGACCCGCCCAACCGCAUCCUGGGUCCCUUCAUCGUAGUGCCCAUCCUGGUCACCCUUCUCAUGACGGCCCUGGUGGUGUGGAGGAGCAAGCGCAGCGAGGGGAUUAUGUAGUGAAGGGAAGGAGGGGGGGCCGGGGUCACAAAACUCAAGACAAGAGGUAUUUUUUGUCCCUAAGGUCGCACCAUUCUCACCUUCAGUGACCAAAGGAUCUUUUCCUGAGUGUUUAAUAUCUGGGGACUGGAAUCACUACAUCAUGGACCUGGAGGAAGAACUGAAUGAGAUAAAUUUAACAUCAGAUCUUACUUCAGUGCUUCAGCGCAUCUACACCAAUAUGAAGCCUUUGCAGCUCAAUCUACCAUGGAUUAAAAUCAUUUCUUUUUUACAGAGCAAAGAGGAGCUGAACUGCUCACCUGAAUCUAAUCUCCACCAGAAUAGACACUGCUGGAAAGAUAUUAUAAAUAUAAGAAUCACUUUAUUUGAGAGAAACUGCUUCAAAGAAUUUUGGAUGUGACGACAGUACUACUACAAAAUGCAAGAAUAUAACAACUAUUUUUGGAGAUUAUUAUCUACUACAGCAAACAGCUCCACAGGAACAAAACGCAGAGCUUUCUCUGGAGCUUUGUUUUACACUACGACAAGGAUACAACAGGACAGGUACUCCAACCUCUUUUAAGGAACCCAGGGAUAUCAGAUUGUAUAUACAUGUACUGUAAAUAUACACAGUAUGCACUGUACAAUAUGAGAUUAAUCUGUCAGUGGAUUGUCGGAAUGUCUUUGUGACAAAAUCAAGACAACAAACAAACCAUAGUACACUAAGUUAAUUUCUCUCAGAUGCAAAUUUUGUGUUACUCUGUGAUGCAAAGUUAUCUCAUUUUAACAGAUGUGUACCACAAGCUGAACUAGUUUUCAUUUCCUCUGCUCAUAUCAGACACCCUGGCCUCAUCUGUUGGCAACAGCUCAGCUUCUUUCCUGAUUGAUAAAUGAAGAUAUGUUUCAUUGGCAUAUUUCACUCUGGACCAGCUGAAAGAAAUACAGGAGAUAACAAUGUCACAUACUGAAGAUUGGCACAUGUGCUGUACAGUUAACCGAUGCACAGAGACUGUGACUGCACAAAGGUCGAGCCCCCAAUUUGGACAGGCUAUGACGAUGACAUGUUCUGCAGCUUCCAUCCUCCAUCACCAAGGAAACUAAAAUGAAGAAAUGUCACACUGUGGAACUGGUUGUGAAGGAAGGCUUUUGAAGGCCAACAUGCACAGCUCAAAGUCUGGGGACUGCAGACUGUUAAUUCACCAAAAAUUCUUACAUUCUGUCUCAUAUUUCACCCUCAAACUCCUCAGUUACCACAGCGAUUUGCAUCCAGUUGAGUCAGUUAUGUAGAAAGAAUGAAAAGGAGAACAAAGAGUGAGAAACUCACAGUGGAAAAAUCACAAUUCUAACUAAAGAGAGAACAUAAAGCAAUGGAUUAAAUCAGCCAACGCACAUCGCUGCUGAAUGUUGCCAUAGCCUAAAGCACAGUUUGUGUAUCAUAGACCUUAGGUUUCUAUUGAUUUAUGAUCUCUCUGUGUGGUAAAGUGUGCCGUGUGAACUGUUUCCUCAUUGAUAUUUUUGAAUGCUCUCUUUCCUUUAUAGAUUCAUUGACCUGUAACCUGCCUGUCAGCAAAACACACUUUAAAACACACCCACACUUCCCCAACAUGAUCUUACUUUGUACUUUGUGCCAAAAGCUUUUUGAAAAUAGAUGGCAACAUUUGCUAUGAAAUGUCUAAAAACAUUUUUUGGUGGCGUGACUUCUAAUGAUUGAAUUUCAAAAUCUAUGAUCAUGAAGAAAAGUUCAAUAAAAUGUCUGAUUCAUGUGUCUGGUAAA